Molecule: messenger RNA, 1215 nt
Organism: Penicillium argentinense
Lineage: Eukaryota; Fungi; Ascomycota; Eurotiomycetes; Eurotiales; Aspergillaceae
Product: mRNA guanylyltransferase
Exons: 1
Coding region: 1-1215 (404 amino acids)
Biological process (GO): 7-methylguanosine mRNA capping
Cellular component (GO): mRNA capping enzyme complex
Molecular function (GO): ATP binding; mRNA guanylyltransferase activity
Source: RefSeq, a predicted model, not a curated record
AUGAGCCAUUCCGUCCCUGACCUCGAUGAAAUCGGCAUCAAAGCCGAACCCGAUCUAGCAGACACCUUUCGCCGUGAAGUCUCGCAACUGCUCGGCCGCAGCAACCUCAACUUCCCCGGCGCGCAGCCCGUCAGUUUCUCAUCAAAACACCUGGACGAGCUCCAGAAACAAGAUUAUUAUGUCUGCGAAAAAACAGACGGCAUUCGGUGCUUAAUGUAUUUCGCGCGCGGAGAUCCCGACUCCGACCAGCCCGAAAUUCACUACCUGAUUGAUCGCAAGAACGACUACCGCUUCGUGCAAGGCUUGCAUUUUCCCAUGCCGAAUGACGAAAGUUUCCGGUCUUUCCACGUUGAUACUCUGGUCGACGGUGAACUGGUCAACGAUACCUACGAGGAUGGAACACAGCAGCUCAAGUUCCUGGUCUUUGACUGUCUUGUGCUGGAUGGACAGAGCCUGAUGCACCGAACCUUGGACAAGCGUCUUGCUUACUUCAAAGAGCACGUGCUCAAGCCUUAUAACAAGAUGUACGACAAGUUUCCCGAGGAAAAAGAACACCGCCCUUUCGUCGUCGAGGAUAAAGAAACCCAAUUCAGCUACGGAAUCGAGAUGAUGUUUCGCGAAAUUCUACCCAAGGUGAAGCGCAUCCAUGGCAAUGAUGGCCUUAUCUUCACCUGCCGCAGCACCCCCUACAAAAUCGGCACAGAUGAGCAUAUCCUUAAAUGGAAGCCUCCAGCCGAGAACACAAUUGAUUUCCGCAUGCGCCUCGAGUUCCCCACCCUUGAACCUGAUACCGAUGACGAGGCGGAAGGGAUAACUGAGCCCUAUCUUGACUACGACGCCAUUCCCAUCUGCCAUCUCUUCGUCAUGCUGAACGCAGGCGAGUAUCGCUAUUUCGACGAGAUGUACAUUACGCCAACCGAGUGGGAAGAUCUGAAAGCCAUGCGUAUCCCGCUAGACGACACUAUUGUUGAGUGCUUCAAGGACGCGCAAUCCCGCUGGCGAUUCCAUCGCCUGCGCGACGAUAAAAUGGAUGCCAAUCACAUCUCGACGGUGGAGAAGGUGCUUGAGAGUAUUGAGGAUCGCAUCACUGAAGAAGACCUCAUCCGCAUCGCUCCAAGUGUCAAGACUGCCUGGAAAAGGCGCCAGGCUGGUGCAUCUUCAGCCCGCAUGCCACCGACGAACGGUAAUGGCGUGAAGCGCAAGUUCGAGGAGUGA